Molecule: messenger RNA, 3056 nt
Organism: Cololabis saira (Pacific saury)
Lineage: Eukaryota; Metazoa; Chordata; Actinopteri; Beloniformes; Belonidae
Gene: acvr1l
Product: activin A receptor, type 1 like
Exons: 10
Coding region: 204-1730 (508 amino acids)
Biological process (GO): heart development; transforming growth factor beta receptor signaling pathway; BMP signaling pathway
Cellular component (GO): plasma membrane; BMP receptor complex
Molecular function (GO): ATP binding; SMAD binding; transforming growth factor beta receptor activity, type I
Source: RefSeq, a predicted model, not a curated record
GCUCAACCACAGAGGGAAGGAGCCAGUGGGAGCGCUGGCGUGACGGCUGUGCUCGGCUUUUCUUUACUACACAAAUCACGCCGUUGUGAUUAUUUGAACCUAACGCGUGGAUAUACGAGCCCCCAAUGAUGAGUUAGAAGCUGUACCGUGUGCGCUCCAGCAGUGCUGUUGUGACGUGUGGGCUUGUGUUUCAGUGCACAGACAUGGGUGUUUGCAGCCUGCACGUCCUGCUGCUGCUGCUGCUGCUGCAGGCUCUGCGGACUCCAGCCGAGGGCUCAGAUGGACACCUGGUGUGUCUUUGCGAAGGCUCGAAAUGCCUCCAGGAGACGCAGUGCCACGGCAGCCAGUGCUUCUCCUCCGUUAAAGUGGAAAGCAGUGGAGUCAUGUUCGAGCGUGGCUGUCUGAAGGGGCCGGAGAAAAUCCGCCUGCUGUGCUCCACACCUCCAACGUCCAAGCAGGCCAUCCUCUGCUGCUCCCAGGACAACUGCAACGGCAACACCACCAGGAGCUUGUUGAUGUCUCUCCUCCCAUCAGCCCCGGAAGGCGAGCCUGUUCGUUAUCGUGUGGAGACGUUGGCUCUGUUCGUCCUGGGCCCGGUGGUGGUUCUGGCGCUGCUGUCGGUGGUGUCGGUGCUGGCCUGCAGGAGGCUCCACCACGGACGCCUUCAGAGGCUGCAGGAGUUCGACACGGAGCAGGGAGCUAUAGACGGCCUCAUCAGCUCCAACGUGGGAGACAGCACUUUAGCGGACCUGCUGGACCACUCGUGCACGUCGGGCAGCGGCUCGGGCCUUCCCUUCCUCGUCCAGAGAACCGUGGCCAGACAGAUCAGUCUGAUGGAGUGUGUGGGUAAGGGCCGGUAUGGAGAGGUGUGGCGAGGGCAGUGGCAGGGGGAGAACGUGGCCGUGAAGAUCUUCUCCUCGAGGGAUGAAAAGUCCUGGUUCAGGGAGACGGAGAUUUACAACACGGUGCUGCUCAGGCACGAGAACAUACUGGGGUUCAUGGCAUCCGACAUGACUUCCCGAAACUCCAGCACCCAGCUGUGGCUCAUCACGCACUACCACGAGAACGGCUCGCUGUACGACUACCUGCAGCGGGUGGCGGUGGAGACGUCGGAGGGCCUGGCCAUGGCGGCGUCCAUAGCCUGCGGCCUGGUGCACCUGCACACGGAGAUCUUCGGCACGGAGGGGAAACCGGCCAUCGCGCACCGCGACCUGAAGAGCAAGAACAUCCUGGUGACCAAGGAGCUGCGCUGCUGCAUUGCAGACCUCGGGCUGGCUGUGACCCACACACAGGCUGACAACCUGCUGGAUGUGGGCAACAACCCCAAGGUUGGCACCAAACGCUACAUGGCACCUGAAGUGCUGGACGAAAGCAUCCAGACGGACUGCUUCGAUGCCUACAAGAGAGUGGACAUAUGGGCCUUUGGACUGGUGCUGUGGGAGAUAGCGAGACGCACGUACAGCAACGGUAUCGUUGAAGAGUACAAACCGCCGUUUUACGACCAGGUGCCAAACGACCCGAGCUUCGAGGACAUGAGGAAGGUUGUGUGUGUGGAGCAGCAGAGGCCUUUCAUUCCCAACCGCUGGUUCUCAGAUCCUACUCUUUCUGCGCUGGUCAAACUGAUGAAGGAGUGCUGGUACCAGAACCCGUCUGCUCGGCUGACGGCGCUGCGCAUCAAGAAGACCCUGGACAAGAUUUACAGCUCUCUGGAGAAAGGCAAGGAGUCGUGAGAGGGGGAAGAGUCUCGGAGGCAGCUGUGGGACGCCGGUGGCGGCCCGAGCUCGACAUUUGUUAAAACAAAAGAGGCCGCCGGUGGCGGGGGGUGAAGGACUGGAGGAAAGUUGUUGGGGUCUCAUCCAGCUUCAUCCCCCUCUCUUCCAUCCUCUGUGGUUGCCUAACAACGACAUCCCUCCGUUUGACUUGAAGUACCAUUCUGACGUUUGGACUGGUUGUGUCUGGAUAAGCCGACCCUCGCCGCGGGACAUAAAGGUUAGCGCCGCGUCCCCGCGGACUGUUACUGAAUGUGAACGGAUUCCUCAUCGUAGUUCUCCAUAAAGAUGCUUUAAUUUUAGACGGUCCUGGCCGUAGCCCGGUACGCCGAGUGUCUCUUCCAGUCCGGCUCCCGAUCUCCGUCCCGCGUCGUCGACACGUGGCUUUGGCAUUCUGCUCAGAGACAAUCAGAAAUACUCCACUCAUUUAGCUUUAUGACGACAUGCCAACUAUUGCCACAAAUACACAUGUUCACAAAUGAAAGGAAAAGAGCCAAUAGAAUCAAACAUGUUUUUAAACCUUUUUUUUUUUAAGUAUAUUUAUGUACUGAACCUCCACUGUUACCACACUACUGAAGUACUCUGUAAGACUGGUGUAUGAUGACGAUUGUAAACGUAUAUAAGCAUUAACUCUACUAGAUUAUCUGUACCCUUGUUGUCACUAUCAAGUAGGAAACAACGUGCUGAGAAAUACUUGAAAAAGUAGGAUUUUUAAAAAAGAUUAAAAAAAAAUCUGAACUUGUUUAUUCACAGAAGGAAAAAAAAAACAAACACUACAGGCACAACUUUAUGCUGGUGGUUCGUAACGAAGCGGCACGCCAACUAUCUCCCCGUAGGAAUUUGUAAUUCUUCAAAUAUUACAUGAACUUCUCUCUCUCUCCCUCUGGCAUAUUUUGUAAAUUGUGUGAAAAUCAUCUGGACGAGCGAAGAAGAAUCGACACAGACUUGUUUGUGGUAACCAUAGCAACUCCCUCCCUUAUGUUUGUUUUGUUUUUUUAAAUAAUGGAGGUGAAAGAAAUCUGGACCUUUCCACUGAUGCCACAUUAUACAAGUUGCCUGAAAGAUGGAGGGAAGAAAGAUGAAAAAAACCUCCAAGUUGAUGUGGAAACAGUUUUAUUGAAGACUGGGCUUAAAACUUGAGUUUCCUGGUUGUAUAAAUGAAUUAGAUCACAAGUGCUGGAGUUGUUUUGGGGAAAAAAAGAAGAAAAAAAAAACGAGAAAAACAUUGCUUUGUCUUUUUUACAUGUAAUAAAACAUUUACUGCACACUUGUCUAAUGAUUAUCCAG